AAUCAUAAAUUCAGACCCAUCACUGAAGUGGUUUCGUCAUAUAAGGAGGAGCUCAAUACAACACUGAAAUCAUUACAGGACAAACUAAAACACAAUAAAGAAAUGAAAGGAGAGUUUGAGAAAACAGUUGAACACAUCAAGUCUCAUGCUGAGCACACAGAGCGUCAGAUUAAACAGGAGUUUGAGAAGCUUCAUCAGUUUCUCAGAGAUGAAGAAGAAGCUACAAUCACUGCACUGAGGGAGAGGAGCAGAAGAAGCAGAGGAUGAAGGAGAAGCUGGAGGAGAUCAACAGACACAUCUCAGCUCUUUCACACACAAUCAAAGACACGGAGAAGAUGAUGAACACCAGUGACGUCUGCUUUCUGAAGGAGUUUCCAGUCUCAAUGGAAAGAGUCCAAAUCUCACAGCCGGAUCCACAGAUGCCUUCUGGAGCUUUGAUUUGUGUGCCGCGUUACUUGGGCAACCUGCCGUUCAGAGUCUGGAAGAAGAUGCAGGACGUCGUCCAGAACAAGGGUUUUAGCUCAGGAACACACUGCUGGGAUGUGGAGGUCAAACAGAGUUCAGUCUGGAUUCUUGGAGUAACUACAGCAUCAAACCAGAGGAAGGGACAGGAUUUCUUCAACACUGGUGUCUGGUUUGUGUAUCGGUACAAACGGCCUUUACGUUCUGGUUUUCGUGUUGAACAGGAUCUUGAUCGUGUGCGAGUGAAUCUGGACUAUGACGGAGGAACAGUGUCAUUCUCUGAUCCUGUAACUAACACACAUCUACACACAUUCACAACCACCUUCACUCAAACACUCACACCAUUCUUCUAUAAUUAUGAUGAUUCUUUCUCUCUGAGGAUCUUACCUGUCAAUAAUCUGUAGGUCUGGAUCUUCCUGCUUUCAUCUUUCAUCAUGUUUCAAUAUUUAAUACAGAUCACAUGAGUAAGAGACUGUUGAUCUGAACAUCAGAUCACAAAACAAGGACAUUUAUUCAUCUUUAAAAAUGAGAAAUUAUCAAAACACGUGAUGAAGGGUUCAAAUAAAUCAUCUUAAUCAUAUCUGACCAAUGACAAACAGUGAUGUGUCACAAAUGCUCUUGUUAGUGAUGUGUGUGUUUGUGUGUCUGAGAGAAACAGCAGCGACUCAAAACCGUUCACACUUUAAAACCACUUCAAACCACUUUCAGAGCGUCAGGCUGGACUUUCUCAAGACGACAUCAAAGAUUGUGUCUAAAUGUCUUCAUCUAGUUGAUGAUAAUAUCAUAUUGUUUGUAGUACUGCAGCACUGAAAGAGUCGAUUCAACACAUUUUUAGUGUAUGUUGUAAAUGAAUAAUUGUUUAUUUCUGUUCUAGAGAUGAAAUGAUCAUUUGUUUAUUGAAGUAAAUGGAUGUAAAAGGUUCUUGCUGAUCCACAACAAUGUUGAAUGAAAUAUGAAUAUUUAGUCUAGAAAUACUCGAUUCAGCUGUUUAUGAACUGAAAUCUCUGACAAAGUCUGAAUCAGUUUCACAACUAAUAUUAAUAAUCACUUGUAGAAACAAAUAAUGUGUGCUUUCAUGAUUUCAGUGUCAUUUUCAGAUUGACACAUUAAAUGUUUGUCAUGAUAAUUGGGGUUUACAUUGUGGUAAAAAGUCUGGGAAAUCUGAAUUUUUCAUUUAUUU
Messenger RNA from Labeo rohita (rohu), 1642 nucleotides. Its product is annotated as E3 ubiquitin-protein ligase TRIM39. The record is from RefSeq and is a predicted model, not a curated record. NCBI's taxonomy places the organism in Eukaryota, Metazoa, Chordata, Actinopteri, Cypriniformes, Cyprinidae. The transcript has 6 exons. Bases 264 to 866 code for a protein of 200 amino acids. Gene Ontology annotation, molecular function: protein binding.